AUGCCGCUGGUGGUGCUGUGCGGCGCGCGGGGCAGCGGCAAGAGCCGGCGGGCGGCGGAGCUGCGCGCGGCGCUGGACGGGCCCGAGCACGCGGCGCACGUGGUGGCCGAGGCGGAGGGCGGGCGGGCGGCGCUGCUGGCCGAGGUGUCGCGGCGGCUCGGCCGGCGGGACGUGCUCAUCGUGGACGCGGGCAACGAGCUGCGCAGCGUGCGCUACGAGCUGUACUGCGCGGCGCGGCAGGCGGGCACGGCGCGCUGCGUGCUGCACUGCGCCGGCGGCGGCGGGCACGGCGAGCCGCCCUUCGAGGCCCCCGACCCCAGCAACCGCUGGGACCGGCCGCUCUUCACGGUGGGCGCGGAGGAGGCGCUGCCGCUGGGCGCCAUCCGCGCGGCGCUGUGGGAGAGCCGCCCGCCGCCGCCGCACCGCGCCACGCGCUCCCAGCCGCUCCAGUCGGCCUCCUUCCUGCACCGCCUCGACUGCGCCACGCAGGACGUGGUGGCCGCCGUGCUGGCCGCGCAGCGCGCGGGCGCCCAGCCCGGCCAGCUCGUCCGCGUGCCCGGCGCCGCCGAGGCGCUGCGGCUGAGCCGCCCGCUGGGCAUGGCCGAGCUGAGCCGCCUGCGGAGGCAGUUCAUCAGCUACGCCAAGACGCAGCCCUGCGACGAGAACCUGCCCCAGCUGGCCAGCAUGUUCCUGCAGUACCUGAGCCGCAGCAUCCAGUGAGGCCCCGGGGCCAACGAGGUUGCGCCCCGGCCGCUGCUCUCUAGGGAGCUCGUGUCCUGCCCGUCCUGUGUGCGAUUUGGUGGGAAGAUGGGUCUCGUGUUCCUGCAGCAGCUGAGCAGGCUGUGCUGGGAAGAGGAGGAGCAGGGCUGGCACCCCCGCCACACAACCGUUCUCAUCUGCUGGCAAGGAGAGCUCCUCAAGCAAUGGAGGCUCCUCUACCGCUUCCCGUGGAGACCCAAAUCCGAGCAUGUGAAACUGAAAGCCCAAAGGUGGUGGCGGGGCCAUUGACUUGUGUCGGGACUCAGAGGAUUGGUUUCUGAAGGCUAUUUCCAAAUAUGUCAGGCUGCAGAAGAGACUUCUGUUCCAGGACUGGAGUAGGUGGCGUUUUUAGGAUGCAACUGUUUGAAUAAAUCCUGCCGAAUCCAAGAGAUAGAUUUGCAAAUGCUGCAUAACAGAAAGAUGCUGGCUUAGCGAGUUCAAACUUCUGUUAUUAUUAAACCUGAAACAGCGUGCCUUAAAUGGAGUGUGAAAUCUUAAUUUAUGUGCAGGGCUGUUUUAUGGACAAAACUUACUAUGGCUUUUUUCUGCAAGAUCAUUAUUAAAUAUGCUUAAAUACAUUAAUUGUUUAAGAAUGAUCGCUCUCAAUGCAGAUGACCUGAAAUGCUGUUGUCUUCUCUGGAUCUGAUGUUGAAUCUCUCCCAUGAGUCUUUACCAGCUGUGACUGAAUAGCUUUCACCUGGCCUUACUUUCAACUUAUUUCAGUCUUUGCCACAUGAGGCAUAUUGCUGAAAUUUAGUUCUCUGCUUUUAUUUAUCAACGGAUGAUUCUCCUGCCUUUUUUUUAGUGGAUUUGGUUUAAACCGUGCAGGUACCGUUACCUAAGAGGAGAUGGUGAAGGGAACAGGAAGGGUCAUCUAAGUGAGGUACUUGGCAUUGGCUGUUUAUAUUUUAUAUCAGCUGCUAAAUGAGCCUUUCUGUUGUGGUACUAAGAGAAGACUACAGAAAUAAUGUAUAUAAUCUUGUUUCCUAGUCAGGGUAAAGAGAAUAAAGUGGAGAAAAUGCAUUCAGUAUCUGUAGAACUUCUGUGAGUUCUCACUGGUUCAGAUUAUAUUGCAAGUUGCAAACACCUUUUAAAUUUUACGUUGGGAAUUUUUCUUGGCCUGAACGAAGAAAGCGUGUUUCUGUACCAGUUAGAGGUGGUUGAACUCUUCUGACAUACAACAGUGAUUCUUGAUAAUAGGAGCAGCACAUAUUUUCCAGGCUUAAAUCCGCAACUCCUGGAGAAAGGAGCAAAAUGUUGUCAUUUUGUAAAAGAGGAUGUUGAUGUAUUGGCUAUGUAGAAAUGGUAGACUUCUGUUUGAACUACUCUAAAUGUUACUUCCUUCCUUUCCACCCUUUUCUUGCUCUGAGGACCUUAAAUGGAUGCUGCUGAAAAGAGAUUUCACUUCAAACUGAUUUGCAGCUAAAUAAGAACUUGCCCUUUGGUUCUGCUGGUAACAAAUGUAUUUGUCACCAUGUGCAAAGCUGUUUAAAUUCUGUGGGUGACAGCUCUUGAAAGCCUUACCUUAUUCUUAACCCCUAAAAAGAAUAAUGUUCAGAGCUUACAAUAGCAAAAAGCUUAACUUGGCUUUGCCUUGUGUUCCUGAAAAUUAGUGUCCACAUGCCACAUUCUCUGCAUAUCUUCCUGUGUUCCUUCUUCCACCUAUC
Molecule: messenger RNA, 2426 nt
Organism: Nothoprocta perdicaria
Lineage: Eukaryota; Metazoa; Chordata; Aves; Tinamiformes; Tinamidae
Gene: KTI12
Product: KTI12 chromatin associated homolog
Exons: 1
Coding region: 1-720 (239 amino acids)
Source: RefSeq, a predicted model, not a curated record